UUGUCUAUUACACAUUGCAGUUUUACUAGUUUCAUAGAAUAGUUGUUUUGUUUAUUCCAACUUACCAACUUAUAGACUUCACAUAACAGUUUAAAAGUUGUUGUGGCAAUUCGCAUUGCUUAGUGGGUGGUGAAUGCAAGGCAUAAUAAGGUGACUAUGUUGUUGUACAAAAGCCAAGAAGCAUAGGUAAUUGGGCAAUAUUGCAAGAUGAUUCGCAACGUUAUAAAAAUCUUUGACCUUCCUGUAGUGUUAGCGAAAUCACAGCAAAUUAAAACAAUAUUCAGUGGCGUAAAUAAAAAUUUAUCCACUGAUUCGAAAUAUGAUGGAAAUAAUGAAUCAUUUAUUGGAAGGCCGCUAUAUUUGGACGCCCAAGCCACAACCCCUUUGGAUCCUCGAGUCUUAGAUGCUAUGCUUCCUUAUUUUACCUGUUAUUAUGGAAACCCACAUUCUAGAACUCAUGCUUAUGGUUGGGAAACAGAAAAAGCAGUAGAAAAGGCUAGAUCUCAAGUGGCUAAUUUAAUUGGAGCUGAUCCUAAGGAAAUAAUUUUUACAUCAGGGGCAACUGAAUGUAACAAUAUUGCUGUCAAAGGAGUUGCUAGAUUCUAUAAAUCUAAAAAGAAACACAUUGUAACUACUCAGACUGAACACAAGUGUGUAUUAGAUUCAUGUCGAGCUCUAGAGGCUGAAGGUUUUUCAGUAACAUAUUUGGCUGUAAAUCAUAAUGGAAUAAUUUCAUUAGAAGAACUUGAUAAAGCUAUCACUCCAGAAACAUCUCUUGUUUCUAUUAUGACUGUUAACAACGAGAUAGGUGUAAAGCAGCCUGUCAAUGAAAUAGGUCGAUUGUGUCGUAAAAAAAAAGUAUUCUUUCACACUGAUGCAGCCCAAGCUGUUGGUAAAAUACCUAUGGAUGUUCAAAGUAUGAAUAUUGAUUUAAUGUCAAUUAGUGGACACAAGAUAUAUGGCCCAAAAGGUAAAAUUAAUAAUAAAAGAACUCUAUUCAAAUGUUACUGCAUGUAA
Molecule: messenger RNA, 1017 nt
Organism: Agrilus planipennis (emerald ash borer)
Lineage: Eukaryota; Metazoa; Arthropoda; Insecta; Coleoptera; Buprestidae
Product: probable cysteine desulfurase, mitochondrial
Exons: 6
Coding region: 208-1017 (269 amino acids)
Biological process (GO): iron-sulfur cluster assembly
Cellular component (GO): cytosol; mitochondrion; nucleus
Molecular function (GO): cysteine desulfurase activity
Source: RefSeq, a predicted model, not a curated record